GAAACGGAGGGGUUGAAAUCUUCCUCCUUGGCUGGGCGGUGGGAGGAGGUGGUGGACAGUGUUUAGGGAGGAUAAACUGAGAUUGAAGCCUCCGGGGGGGACCUGGAGCUCCGUCUGCUGCUGUAACUCCAGACAGCAUCAACAUGGAGCUGGAGAAUAUCGUGGCCAACACGGUGCUGCUGAAAGCACGGGAAGGAGGCGGCGGGAACAGGAAAGGAAAAAGCAAGAAAUGGAAGCAGCUGCUGCAGUUUCCCCACAUAAGUUUGUGUGAAGAGCUGCGACAAUCCACAGAAAAGGACUACAGCAGCCUCUGUGAGCGGCAGCCCAUCGGACGGUUCUUGUUCAGGCAGUUCUGUGAGACUCGUCCCGAACUGAGGCGCUGCGUCAAGUUCCUGGACGCUGUGGCGGAGUACGAGGUGACUCCAGAUGAGAAGAGGAAGGACUGCGGGCAGGAUGUCGUCGACAAAUACUUCAACCCAAAGUCGGAGGACCAUGUGCCCGAGGUGGAGGAGCCCAUGAUGGCUCAGUGCACCGAGAGGCUGCAGCAAGAGGCCUGCAAAGAGCUCUUCAAGGACUGUGCCAAAUUGAUCCACGACUACCUGAGCGUGGCGCCCUUCGCAGACUACCUCGACAGCAUGUACUACAACAGGUUCCUCCAGUGGAAAUGGCUGGAGAGGCAGCCGGUGACGAAAAAUACAUUCCGACAGUACAGAGUUUUAGGGAAAGGAGGCUUUGGAGAGGUGUGUGCGUGUCAGGUACGGGCCACAGGGAAGAUGUACGCAUGUAAGAAACUGGAGAAGAAGAGAAUAAAGAAGAGGAAAGGAGAGUCCAUGGCGCUCAAUGAGAAACAGAUCCUGGAGAAAGUCAACAGCAGAUUUGUUGUGAGUUUAGCGUACGCCUAUGAGACGAAGGACGCUCUCUGCCUUGUGUUGACCCUCAUGAACGGAGGAGACCUGAAGUUUCACAUCUAUCACAUGGGCGACGCGGGUUUCGACGAGAAGAGGGCCGUCUUCUACUCCGCAGAGAUCUGCUGCGGGCUGGAGGACCUGCACCGAGAACGCAUCGUCUACAGAGACCUAAAGCCGGAGAACAUCCUGCUGGACGACCACGGCCACAUCAGGAUCUCAGACCUGGGUUUAGCGGUUCAUGUACCAGAGGGACAGUCCAUCAAGGGACGGGUGGGAACUGUAGGAUACAUGUCUCCGGAGGUGGUGAAAAACGAGCGCUACACAUUCAGCCCCGACUGGUGGGCGUUAGGCUGCCUGCUGUACGAGAUGAUCGAGGGCCAAUCUCCCUUCCAGCAGAGGAAGAAGAAGAUCAAGAGGGAGGAAGUGGAGCGGCUGGUGAAGGAGGUGGCGGAGGAAUAUUCCAGCAAGUUCUCCGAGGACGCUAAGUCCCUCUGCAGAAUGUUUCUGGCCAAAGAUCCCGCAGAGAGGCUGGGCUGCGAGGGAGGCGGAGCCUCUGAAGUCAAAGCCCACCCCAUCUUCCGCUCCAUCAACUUCAAACGCCUUGAGGCCGGCAUGCUGCAGGCGCCCUUCAUUCCUGAUCCGCAGGCCAUCUACUGUAAAGACGUGCUGGACAUCGAGCAGUUCUCCACAGUGAAAGGAGUGGAGCUGGAGCCCAAAGACGAGUCUUUCUACAGUAAAGUGUCCACCGGCUGCGUCUCCAUUCCCUGGCAGGAUGAGAUGAUCGAGACGGAGUGUUUCAAAGAGCUGAAUGUUUUCCUCCAGGACGGGACGGUUCCUCCUGACCUGGACUGGAGAGGACAGCCAUCUCCUCCACCCAAACAGGGACUCCUGCAGCGGCUGCUUGGCCGACAGGAGUGCUGUGGUAACUGCAGUGACAGUGACGAGGAGCCCACCAGGCUGUGAAACACACACACACACACACACACACACACACACACACACACACACACACACACACACACACACACACACACAAUCUCAUUUGUUUACAACUUUUGCACAUUUGUAUUUUUAACAUAGUACUAUCUCUAAAUGUCAGAAUGUAUAUUUUCAGCAUAGCCAUAAUGUUUAAUGUUAUUUAAAAACAAAGUUGUGAAAUAUCGCCGGCCGACGCGUUCCCAACGAGGACACGGGAACUUACGGAAGAUAAACAGAUGUUUCUUUAUUCUUGUUGUUGCUUUCACAUUCAUCCACAUGUCCUUGUAACUGAUCUGAGAGCUGCUGCUGGCCACGGAGCAGCUCCACUGGAACAAUCCUGGAGGGCACUGUGACAGCACCGAGGGAGGAGCAUCCCUCCAUCUCUUUACUUUGUCCCGGGAAUCAAACCCGUGACCGAGACCACUUCUCUUCCUCCGCUCUCUGCGUCCGAUUCUUCGUCUAUUUAAUUCUUUUACGAGUGUCAUCUUUAUGAUUUCAAAAUGGUGACACCAGAGCCAUGUAGUUGUCUACAUCUGCAGAUAUUUUUAUAUCAAUAGUGUUAUCGUUUUUCAACUCAUCGAUUCCUUUGCGUGAUUUAGUUCCUUCCUCUCUUCCUUACGUCCUUCAUUAGCGGAUGAUGUGCAGGUUUGCAUAUGUUUGCCCUGCCAGUAGAAAACCUUCAUGUGUAAAAGUAACAAUGCAAGAAAGUCCAAAGUUUUGUGUGGCAGAGCUGAUCACAUGACCAACUGUUCGUCGCUGCAGCUCAGCUGGUUGCAGUCAAUGGCUUCUUCAAACAAAAUGGCCGCUGAUUUUAAGCUAUUAAAAUGAAAUACCUCUGAAUGUUCACACGGCUGUCAUGUUGUUUCUGAUAUUGGAGAAGACGGAUCACAGAAACCAGACACCGGGUUAGAUGUGAUAUUCAAUCAAACAACAAUUAACAAUUACAGCUGUUACACACACACACACACACACACACACACACACACACACACGCUGUCGUCUUAUCUCGCCAUGCAGAUUUAUUUUUAUUUGCUCAGGUUUAGAAAUAAAAAACAUAUUGUGUAUUUAUCCCAAAAGCUGACGUAUGUGUCAACUUGGGGUAGACAAGUAUCCCAGCAUGCAUUGUUCUCAACCAAAAUGCAAAAAUGAAACCAAAAGCGUCUGCAUGGCCAGAGACCCAAAAGUGUGUUUUGUUGUAAUUUGAAUGAACGUCUUGAGUCGUGUGACCAACAGUAGAAAACCCAAAGAAAAGCUUCAACUUCUUACAUUUGAGAAGAUGGAUUUAGCAAAAAUGAGGCAAUUGUUGCUUUAAAAAAAUGACUUAAUUGAUUAAUUGACUCUCAAAAUAGCCGGUGAUUAAUGUUCUCUUGCAUUUAAUCGAUUAUUCAACGAAGAAUUGCCGUUUUCAUAAACUGUUGGAAAGCAGAACUCAGACGUUCACAUGAUAAUCAACCAAGUGUCUGGUUUCUAUGAAUGCUGAUGUGUUGAUGUGCAUGUGAACAUUGUGUGCAUCAGUCUUUAGGACAGUUUGUCUCCUGCUGUCUGCCUUCUGUUUCACCACAGCUCUCGACUGGUGUUUCAUUGAAGCACUUAACCAGUUACUUUAAACCUCCACAGAAGAUCAAAGAUGACAAAGUCCUUCCCAUCCAAGGUGCCUUUUGGUGUUUGAAGGUACUCCUCCAGCCUGUAGUCUUUUUAUACAUCCUGCGUGUGUCCGUACACGUGCUCCGGCAAAGCCUGCUGCUGCGUCAGCUUCGGUUCACCUCCUGUCUGUGGUACAUCGUGUGUUUGUCGUCACUGUGGACGCGACGUCUCUUCGAGAAAACGAGGGCGAUGAGAAUCCCUGCGUUUAAAGACUGCCGUCGUCCCCGACCUCUGAACUCUGGAGUCUCCAUUUUAUAAAAGACUGAGAGGUCGAAGGGGAACUCGGGGAGUCAGAAGAGCUCGCUAACAUUUCAACCUUUCAAUAAGGACUCAACUGCUGUGCUGUGUCUCUGCUGUCUGUACUGUUUCCUUUGUGUUGAGGAUGCACUGUAAUCUGCCUUAAAGGAUAAUUCCACUUUAUUA
Molecule: messenger RNA, 3953 nt
Organism: Cottoperca gobio
Lineage: Eukaryota; Metazoa; Chordata; Actinopteri; Perciformes; Bovichtidae
Gene: grk6
Product: G protein-coupled receptor kinase 6
Exons: 16
Coding region: 144-1871 (575 amino acids)
Biological process (GO): regulation of signal transduction; signal transduction; protein phosphorylation
Cellular component (GO): cytoplasm
Molecular function (GO): G protein-coupled receptor kinase activity; ATP binding
Source: RefSeq, a predicted model, not a curated record